Molecule: messenger RNA, 6801 nt
Organism: Rhipicephalus sanguineus (brown dog tick)
Lineage: Eukaryota; Metazoa; Arthropoda; Arachnida; Ixodida; Ixodidae
Gene: Shab
Product: potassium voltage-gated channel protein Shab
Exons: 6
Coding region: 506-3034 (842 amino acids)
Biological process (GO): protein homooligomerization; potassium ion transmembrane transport
Cellular component (GO): voltage-gated potassium channel complex; membrane
Molecular function (GO): protein binding; delayed rectifier potassium channel activity
Source: RefSeq, a predicted model, not a curated record
GGCCCUCGAGAAGACUUCGCGUGGUUCUCUUCGCGUCCAUGAACCCGCGGUGGCGCCCGCACCGGCGGCGCCCCAUCGUACAUGGAGGGGUCCUGCUUCUGCGGAGAGCGGCGGACCGAUAGGCGACGUAAGCCUUCUGUGACGGGAAGACCCGUGCGCCGUGCCGGACUGAACUGGCGGGUGAAUCCCCGUAGUAGCGCGUCCGUUUGUGGCGUCGCGUGUGGCUGGCUCGACCUUGCCCCCGGUGUCGUCGUAGGGCGGCCAGGACGCGCCCAAGGCCGGAGGGCCGCCAUGCGGGGCCCUUGCGCCACCGGCUGCGAGUCGGCCCUAGACCGAGCGGUGGCCCUGGUGGCACGACGUUGCUGCGGGCCGCCCGUCAACGCAGUCGUCGUCGUUCGGCACCGACGCGAGCUGUGAGGAGGGGAGCCGCGCGCGCCACCGCUCCACUCUUUCCUGGGCGGAUGAUCGGCCGGGCGUGCGGCGGCGGCGCCUGCUGAGCCGCGCGAUGCAGCGUGCCCGGUCGUUGUCGUCGCUGCCGCCGGAGCCGUUCAUGAUCAUGCGCAGCAAGGCCCUCAACCGGCGCGUGGUCAUCAACGUGGGAGGCGUGCGCCACGAGGUGCUGUGGCGUACCCUUGAGCGGCUGCCGCACACGCGCCUCGGCCGUCUUCGCGAGUGCAACACGCACGAGGCGCUGGCCGAGCUCUGCGACGACUACUCGCUCGCCGACAAUGAGUACUUCUUCGACCGGCACCCGCGCUCUUUUGGCGCCGUGCUCAACUUUUUCCGCACCGGGAAGCUGCACUUGGUGGAGGAGAUGUGCGUGAUGGCGUUUAGUGACGACCUCGAGUACUGGGGCAUCGACGAGCUCUACCUGGAGUCCUGCUGCCAGCACCGUUACCACCAGCGCAAGGAGCACGUCCACGAGGAGAUGCGCAAGGAAGCCGAGUCUCUGAGGCAACGGGACGAAGAGUACUUCGGCGAAGGACGGCGAGCCCAGCUGCAGAAGUUCCUGUGGGACCUGCUCGAAAAGCCCACCUCGUCUCUGGCUGCCCGGGUGAGAGUGCGCAAGUGUGUGUUUAUGUGUUGUCGCUUUGUUUGCUGUUCCGCUAUCUUUGUUUGCUUUUUUUCCUCUCUUUUCUUUCGGUCCGCGCGCAGCAGGUGCUCUCUCUGUCUGUCUGUCUCGCUCUCUUUAUGCUCUGGGGAUGGGCAGCGCGAGAGGCCGCGCGUCGCCGAUGCAGCAGGCGCCACUGGCGCUGCUGUGGCCAGGGCGGGGGCAGAGAAACCAAGAGGCGGCGAAAACGCGAGUGUGUUCCCCCAGGUGGUGGCAGUGCUGUCGAUCCUCUUCAUCAUCCUGUCGACGAUCGCGCUGACGCUCAACACGCUGCCCGAGCUGCAAGAGCGUGACCUCAAGGGCGAGGUGGUGGACAACCCAAAGCUGGCGCUGGUCGAGGCCGUCUGCAUCACCUGGUUCACGCUCGAGUACCUGCUGCGGUUCCUGUCGUCGCCUAACAAGUGGAAGUUCUUCAAGGGUGUGCUCAACGUCAUCGACCUGCUGGCCAUCCUGCCAUACUUCAUCUCGCUCUUCCUCACCGAGACGAGCAGCAAGAAGCAGGACCAGUUCCAGGAUGUGCGUCGUGUGGUGCAAAUCUUUCGCAUCAUGCGCAUCCUGCGAAUCCUCAAGUUGGCCCGCCACUCGACCGGGUUGCAGAGCCUGGGCUUCACGCUACGCAACAGCUACAAGGAGCUCGGGUUGCUCAUGCUGUUCCUGGCUAUCGGCAUCAUGAUCUUCUCCAGUCUAGCCUACUUCGCUGAAAAGGAGGUGGCCGACACCAAGUUCACCAGCAUCCCGGAGACUUUCUGGUGGGCAAGUAUCACCAUGACUACUGUCGGCUACGGAGAUAUCUGUCCGACCACGCCUCUGGGCAAGAUUGUCGGUAGCGUCUGCUGUAUCUGCGGCGUGCUCGUCAUUGCGCUGCCCAUCCCCAUCAUCGUGAACAACUUCGCCGAGUUCUACAAGAACCAGAUGCGUCGGGAGAAAGCUCUCAAGCGCAAGGAGGCGCUGGAGCGUGCCAGGCGCGAAGGCAGCAUCGUCUCCUUCCACCACGUCAACCUGCGCGACGCCUUCGCCAAGAGCAUGGACUUGGUCGACGUCCUUGUGGACACGGCCCACGGCGCUUCCCAGGGUGACGCCAUCAGCCUCGGCGAAGAGUCCGCAGCCCGCCUGAACGCCGGCUGCUUCCGCAACUACGAGCACACGCUGGCGGCCAGCGGCGGCUGCUCGGGUCCACCUGGAGGAGGAGGAGCCCGGGGCGCCGCCGACCCCUUGCUGCUGCCGGAGCCGCUCAACUCUCUCAGCGGCAGCCGCCAGCAGGCGGCGGGCCAGACGCUGGCGGCCUCGCCCGAGCUCAAGGAGUUCCUCGAAGGCGACUUCCGGGCCAACAUAGAGCUCAAGACUAUCAACCGCUGGGACGUCGGCAGCGUGGAGAGCUCGGACACGUACCUGUCCUGCGCCACGCAGCCGUUCGCCUCGCAGGCGGACCUGAGCCAAGAACCGAUGGCCGGCCAACAGCAGCCGCAGUCGCAGCCAGUGCAGCUGGUCCGACCACGGUUCCUGCAAGGCGUGCGCACCAAGGCCCGCUUUGACCCCGUGGACGCCACUCGGGCGCUUCGACCUGACACCAUCGAGCUGCCGCGGCCCGAGCCGCACGUUUUCGCGCCCUCGGCCACGCACAAGGCGUCGCCUUUCUCCAAAGUGCUGACGCUGUUCGGCGGCCAGUCGGGCAGGUACGGCGGCGCUGGAGAUCCCGGCAUGCGGCCAGAGCAGACCGUAACGGCGAGCCGCGGAGCAGCCAAGUCCAUCCUGAAGAAGCCCGAGGAGCGGGCCACGGCGUCGACGGGCACCGCGACCACGCCCAGCCUGGGCGCACUGUGCGUGCAUACAGUGGACGUGAUGUGUUCGCCCGUGCGUGCUGAGAGGACGCCCCUGCUCACCGCGCAAGAGGACGGCAGCCCCGCAAGGGAGCCGCCCUCGUAGCCAGGGUGGCCCAGUGCGUGGAAGGUUCCGUAAAGGGGACAGCAGCAUCUCACGGCGCUUCCCGGGCGCCGUCGCGGGCGCCCUGACAUUUGGGGCCUCGGUGGGGAGUGCCUGUCUCCUCUCUCCUCCGGGUCUCCCCACCGAGGCCCCAGGUGGCGCCGCGCGAGCGCCCGGGAUGCCCGGAGGAGACCCCCAUCGUCAUCGACACCCGCCGCCGCAGCGGCAGCAGCCACCGACGAUAUGUGUGUGACUUCAUCUCUCGCUCAUGUACAUACCUCAUCGGACAGAAGCCAUUUCCUCGUCGCCAUUGUUUUCUUUUUAUAUCUAGACUGCUCUCGCAUUCUUGGUGCGAAUAACGACGCUGCUCACUCACGCCUUCGUGUCACUCAGCGCGCUGCAACCAUUUCUCUGUGUGUGCCACGAAGAACGCUCGGAGAGGGACGGACACGACUUGUUUCGCAUUAGCGGCCGCCAGUGAAGCGCGUCAAAUAUUGCUGCUGGCAGCAAUGACGUGUUGUGCUUUUUUUCUUGUUUUGUUUUUUCUAUUUGACGUAGCUCAAUUGCACCGUUAGCGAUACCACAAAUGGCAAUCUUAAUUAAGCCUAAUAUGCCACGUGCCAGUGCUGCCCGAGUUGUUUUGCGUGUCUCAGACCGUGUCUUGGUCGCUGCCUAGCCACGGACACGGUACAAGCGGACCGAAGAUGCCCAUCUUGCUAUACGAUCACGUUUGCGAAUACAGUUGCACAUAGUGUGCGCUUCCGUUAAUCAUUUUUCGGUGCAAUGCCGUAGUAAACUCUGCAGCCCUAUGGACUGUCCGAUCGGGCGACUAUGGAUAUUGUUAAAGGUUUCGUUACGCUGGGUUACUGUCUGCUGCAGCUGUUUUUUAUUCGUCGGUACAGUUUUGGUGGCGCUAGCGAAUUUGAGGGCUGCGCCUUUCAUAUGGUUACAGUCUAGUUACCGCGUGUUUGUCACAAGCCCGUUUUCCAGUGCGAUGCAACUUUCUGAGUAUGUGUUCGCGAGUGUUGUAUGCAAGCGUAGAAAAAAACAGCUACCGGUUGUGAGCUACCCGCAACGUCUAUGCAUUGAAAAUCCGUUGAUCGUUGUGACAGCGAUGGCAGCUACGCCGACACGAAAUCGCGCCGCGCCCGAGACGAGGACCGGAGAGAAACGCUGUGAAACGCAUGCAGGCCGAACUCACGUGUAAUGAUCGAGGCCGUUGAUUCUCCACUCGUAGCUUUGCAAGUUAAAAAAAAAAGAGUAAUUGGUGCAUGAAGAGCGUACUCGCGAAGUCACGUGACCUACCUCCGUGUACUUUCGACUCUGUUGCGGUGCGCGAUUGACUAUCCUCAGCAUACCUAUUACGGCGCAUUCUAUCCGUCGGGGUCCUGCUGUGGAAGGUGCUAUAAAAUUCAAUUUCUAGGGACGGCGCAAUUUAGGGAAUGAAUGCUAGACUGACGGGAACAAGAUUUGCGCACAGGGUCAACAAUUAUUCUCAGACUAAGCGUACGCCGGCAUCUGGCUGGCUUCGACGUAGGAAACACUCCUUGCUUUUGUAAGCGCGGCUUUGAGAAUGUUAACACAAGCAGUGUGCGGAUGCUUUACCGCCGCCUGCUUAUUAUCUGGUGUCGAGGUCGAAAGCUUACGGCACGCGAGUCGUGCUCUUUUUUGUGUACAACACAGCCACUUUGUCUACGCAGCAUUUUCCGCCGCUAUGUUUCCUGCCACGUGACACUCGAAGAGCAAAGUUCCUUCCGUCCUUCUGCACAGCUUCAGUGGCGGGCUGUUAACUAUGUGUGUCCCGGUUAAUUUUGCGUUGCAGCCGCGGCAUCUUGAAUUUUGUCGAUGUGACGUACAGUACUCGCAGACUAAGGGAGUCUUGCAUGGGCGUUGCAUCAAUUUCAUUCCAUUAAUGAGGAGCGCGUGUCUUCGGCCGGGUUGACGAUGCUUUGAAAUAAGCAUAUAAAAUAAAAUGCCGUUAGUAAAACAUUAAAUUCGUCCCUCAAGAAGAUUAGUGGAUCCCGCGACGUUAACCAAUUUUUGCGUUGCCCUUAGCGUAACCCGUAAUUCAAUGGUGUUCCCUGGCAGGUGAUCAAGAAUGUGACACCUUGUCCGGUGCCGCUUAGGACGUAUAUUACGUUUUGGCGUAAAUGUGUGCACUUUAUUUUAUAGUUGCACUCUUAUUUUUGUUGCCAUUGCGACAGCCUUCAGGGAGGCGCGGGAUCAUACCGUUCUCGAUCACGCUUGUUAUUGUGGCCGCUUUGUAAGUGACUAUGUGCCUGAAAAAGCUAUAGUGCUGUCAACAUUUGCGUGAAGUUGAACUCGGUCGCUUAGGUAGCCAGGCGUACGAAGCUCCACGUCUGCAUUAGGAGAAACCGCGUUUGGAACCAUCAAUCACGGGAUCCGAUAGCAGUUACGUAGCGCGCGCAGGCGCAGUAGAAACAGGUCAUACAGCUUCGCAUUCCAAAUGUACGCAAAUUAUCUGCAAUUAGUAUAAUGCACAAGGCUAUCGCAGCUGGAAAGGUUCUUGCACCCAGCGACUAGACGAUUGCGCUUAUUGAACGGUCGUCACGUUCUACUCCAACGGUGAUCUCUGGUGUUAAGGCACCGUACAAAUCCUGACGUCACGCGGAGGAAUACACGAGAGCAUAGAGUAAUAUCCAAGAAACUCUGUGGUUGUAAAUCAUUCCUUUCAGGAAGUGUGAGACAGCGUUAGCUAGGCAGCCGCCAAGAGGGCGUUACCGCUAGCUUCGCAUCUUUAAUCAAAGAAAAAUGUUUCGUUUUUUGUGUGCCAAAUGAGGCAUAUGUACUACGAGCAUCUUCGCCGUGAUCAGAUUGAUCUACACGAACUGCGUGAAACCUGGGCUCUCCCAACUGUGCCGACGCACCAUAUACGUAGAAACACGUUAUUUUUUCGCUCGCCAGUGGCUCGCGAUUAAACAGGAAAAAAAAAAAGUAUCGUGUAGUAGAAAUGCCUGUUGCACACGCGUCUUCAAUAUGUGUAGCGUACACCGCAUGCCCGCGCUUCGACUGCACGAUGUCCACAGAUCUCCGCGUGCAAACGCGUCUUUCUCAGCUCAAGGCAUCUCUCUAUCUCUCCUAGCCUUUAUUCCCGCGCUGUAACAAUAAUAUCGCCACCACCAACUGCGCCGCCUUCGGCAGCGAGCAGCAGACGCGUGUGUCAGUCACCAAUAUCCUCACAGCGCCAUUGUAAACUCAUUUUCACCGUUCCUUUCUUGACGGGGGAUGGAUGGAUGGAUGGCGGUGUGCUGGAAGCGUUUCUUGGCGAGCGUAUAUGACCGGCCCCCAUUUGUUUAUCCGGUCGAGAAGGUUCUUUCGUCAGGCGCUCGGUGCCCUGCCCUAGCUGGGCUUUUUUUUUUCCCAGCGUUUUUGAGAGUGGCGCCAUGCAACGGACAGCUCGGCCGGCAGCGGCGGCAGACUUGACUUGGCUGCGUGCCAACUGGCGCGCCCGCUCGUCUGAAUCCAUACAACAAAACGUGCCGCUGCUGGGAAAAGGGGACGCCUGCUGCUUGCGUCGUACUCAUCCACACGGCCAGCAUUUAUUUCGCGAUCGUUACUAUGAGGACACUGCGUGGAGCCGGCUGAGGAGACCCACUUCGGAGACCCUCUCAUUUCUAUUGUUACUUUUUCUCUCGGGAAGCAACAGCACAGUUGGCUCCGAAGAAGAUUCCUUUUUCGAGACGAUCCCAUCGCAAUACAUUGACUCCCAUUCCAAGAAACUGAAGAAUAAAAGUGAUUCUAUUCUUUUA